CAAAUGUUUACUGAAGCUAAGCAAUUUUGUCAUGGCACGUCCAGUGUUCGCCAAUUUUGAGCUGUCGUAGGAAUGUCAUCUACUGGAAUUGAAUAUAAUAGUUUUAUUUAAAAUCUAAACACAGAAAAUGGCAGACACUUUUGUGAUCACUGGAUCACGACCCCCUUCAGCAAGGACAAGGUCACGACAGAGUCAUGUGAGUUAUAGCAGACCAAAGAGUGGAUAUCAUAAAGUCGCAGAAUCUUCAGAUGCUGAUGAACUUUUGUUUGGCUCAGAAAAUUACUCAUCACACAAUCAUGUCCGUCCUACAGAUCACUUCCAACACCCAACACAAAGUUCUUACCAGCAUUCUACACAAGGAUCAAACAGCUCUCUUUGGGCCAACCCUGUUCCUGUUGUUAAGGAAAAGAAACAGCGACCUCUGUUGUGGGCUCCUUCAAAUCCAACAUCAGCAGGUUCUCAAUCCAGUCGAGAGUCAAAUUUCGCUUUGAAACCUUCUCACACUACACUUGAAUCUACCAAGACUAAAUAUCGUCAUCUAAAACACACACCCACAUUUGUAGAUGAAACUCUUUUUGGACCUCGUCUAGAGGAACCCUUAUUUGAUGCACCCUGGGAUAGCAAGAAGACAAAGCAGCCAUUUUUAUUUUCCUCAACAGACUAUACAAAAAUUACUUAUGGAGGUCAAGGGUCAGAGAGUGAGCCAUAUUCAGUUGAUGGGAGACCUCCAUCUAGACAAGGUCGAAGACCUGCAAGUACCAGAAUGAGGCCUUGUACAGUUGAGAGUGUGGGAGGUGCCAGCACGAAAACUGUGUGGAAACCCUAGCUGUGCCGGGUUACUGAUUACAGACACAAACUUUAGGUAUAUAGGGUUUGGUAUUAGGAGAGCCCUGUUAGAUCAUAGGUUUCAUAUGAAGGGAACACCAGCUGGGUUCGGUUAAAUUACAUUCCACAGAAAAUCCAGGUGGUCGGUUUUGAUCUGGGGAGCCCUCACUGCUACGUAUUCGGUAACAGAUAACAAAACCCUAGAUGUUCGAUUACUCACUUGUUAAGAAUUAAGGGUUAAGGGUUGCAUGAGUUUUAGAAUUCAGCUUCUUAGAUUUGAUGUAGCCAUGCUUUAAAUUAAUUCAUAUUUUUGGUGCAUUUAAAGUUUUAACAUAUUUUAACCAACUUUGCAGACAUACACAAACAUGAAGGACUAGUGCAAAAGUCAUCAUUAACUUUCAUGUACUUAGCCAUUUUUCUUUUCAAAGCUAUUGUUUCAUUAGCAUAUAGUGAGGAUAUCAAAUCAUUUUGUAAGUAUUUUCACAAAUAGAUUUCAUUGAAGAAGAAACUUGGAGGAAUUGAUACUGUCAUGAUAUAGUGAAUUUCCAAAGUAUAGCUGUGUCCCUCUUUCUCUCCAUCCAUCAAGAUAUCAAGUAGUCCAUAUGAUUCUGACUGAUGUAACUUGGCCCAGUUUUAUCAAAGUUCCUUAAUUUAAGGAAAUAUCUCAACUUUGAGUUUUUCUUAGAAACACAUUACUGGAUUUAAGGGUAAGCAUCUUAGUUAAGGAACUUUCCCUAAACUCUGUAAUGCUUUCCUAAGGGCAUGCAAUUUUAAGUUAAGGAAUUUCUUUCAGUUAAGGGAUUCUGAUGAAAGUGGGGCCUGUUUUUAUAUACUGUAGUAUAGUUACAAGAUGAUAAAACAGCUAUAGAUAGUCAAAAUUAUAAAGAUUUAUCUUCAAAUAAACCACUUCUAAGGGUUUGGGUUAGGUUAACCCUAAUCCUAGCUCUGAAGGGUUUGGGUUAAGUAACGUUAACUUUAACUCACAAGGGUCUGGAUUCGGUUAGGUUAACCCGAAUCCUUAGCUCUCAAGGGUUUGGGUUAGGUUAACCCGAAUCCUUAGCUCUCAAGGGUUUGGGUUAGGUUAACCCGAAUCUACUAGCUCUCAAAGGUUUGGGUUAAGUAACGUUAGCUUUAACUCUCAAGGGUUUGGGUUCGGUUACAGGUUAACCAUAACCCUAGCUCUCAAGGGCUAGCUGAACACCCUGGUAGCAUUAUGUGCUGAUAUAUUGUUCUAUCAGUCAGAGAUCUGUAUUAAGCCUCCUAUGUAGAUCCUUGAUUCAGUAUUGAUUUUGAAAUCAUUUCUGUGUUUGGAGUGUAUUCCAAUUUUAGCAUGCAUAAAUUCUGUGAAAAUAAAUUCAGAAUUUUGCAGUUCAGUAAACCAUGAAUUUUUCAUUUUUUGGGAUCAGCUAUUUGUUUGGAGUUCCAUUUGAUUUUAUUGAAUCAGUUUGAUGUAUAUAUAUAUGUACUGUAGAUACUUGUAUUGUCCGAGUAUAGCUCAUCAUAAACCUGAACAGUACAAAAAAUGUAUCUAGUGAGAGAAAUUAUUU
Molecule: messenger RNA, 2372 nt
Organism: Pecten maximus
Lineage: Eukaryota; Metazoa; Mollusca; Bivalvia; Pectinida; Pectinidae
Exons: 2
Coding region: 128-826 (232 amino acids)
Biological process (GO): negative regulation of Notch signaling pathway; Notch signaling pathway; nuclear export
Cellular component (GO): nucleus; cytoplasm
Molecular function (GO): tubulin binding
Source: RefSeq, a predicted model, not a curated record